CCCCCUGCCGAUCUGAGUGGACAGCUUUCACGGAUGUCGUCAGUUGCUGGUGCUCAUCAGUGCUGACAAUUGCUUGUUACCGUUGAAUCGCGAUUCUAAACUCAUCAUCAAGAACUCACACGUAGCCCGACGCUCAGCACCCUUGCGAUCAUGACGAUAAGUAUCGGCUCAUCGGCGCAAUGGCGCCAAAUUCUAAGCUCCCAUUCCAUCGUUAUCGUUGACUUCUACGCGGAUUGGUGCGGGCCCUGCAAGAUGAUCGCCCCAACCUUCGAGUCCCUCUCGACGAAGUACUCCAAACCGAACAAGAUCGCCUUCUGCAAGGUCGACGUCGACAACCAGCGCGACGUCGCCCAGCAGUAUGGUGUGCGCGCCAUGCCGACCUUCCUCGUGCUGCGCAACGGCUCGGUCAUCGAGACCAUUCAGGGCGCCAACCCGCCCGCUCUGACGGCUGCCGUCGAGAAGGCCGUCAAACUGGCCGGUCCGGGCGGCGGCGGCGGCGGCGGCGCGACCUUCUCUGGGUCAGGACAGAGACUUGGUGGGAGCGGGGUUGGGCCUAAGACGGUGAGGAGGCCGAUGAGAUGGGCUUUGAAGCCGGUGUUGGAGGCUGUGAUUGCAUUUUUCGGCUUGUAUUUCUGGUCGUUGUUCUCACUUGAUCCGUACAAGUCCGCUGAGAACUCGCCGUUCAACAAGAUCAACCCACCGGCGAGGGUGCAGUCGGGGACAGGGACGAGACUGGCGGCUCGUCCGGGGUUCAAAACCCUGGCCGACUUGGGCAGCUCAUGAUCUAUCCUUGGCUUGGGCGGCUGGGACCUGGUGUCUGGGCGUUUAGGGAUUGGGCUUUGGAUGUUUUAUUUCGUGGGUUUGCAUUAUCUCCAUGUACAUUGAGAGCGGCUUUUCUUCUACAUGAAGCUUUACGAAAUCACGAUACUGCAAAAAUCACUGUUUGACUUA
Messenger RNA from Chaetomium strumarium, 951 nucleotides. RefSeq names its product thioredoxin-like protein. Gene Ontology annotation, biological process: protein modification process. Gene Ontology annotation, molecular function: protein-disulfide reductase activity. The coding region runs from base 151 to 783 and encodes 210 amino acids. Gene Ontology annotation, cellular component: cytosol. The transcript has 4 exons. The record is from RefSeq and is a predicted model, not a curated record. Lineage: Eukaryota; Fungi; Ascomycota; Sordariomycetes; Sordariales; Chaetomiaceae.